This is a messenger RNA of Closterium sp. Yama58-4, 329 nucleotides long. The record is from the annotation of a GenBank genome assembly. Lineage: Eukaryota; Viridiplantae; Streptophyta; Zygnematophyceae; Desmidiales; Closteriaceae.
AUGACAGCCGCGCCCAUCCAGGGCGCGUGCGUGCGGUUCUCCCUAGCGGACGUGGUAGCCGCGACGAGCGAGUGGUCACCGCAGCUGCACGUGAUGCGGGGCAGCUACAGCGAGCUGUUCAAGGGCGUCGACCCGCGCGAUGGCGCCACGCCGUGGCUCCUCAAGCGCCGCCUGCGCUGCACCGACGAGUUCCAGGCCGAGGAACCACCUCAGUGGAGUGGAAGCACUGGACCACCCCUCCCCUCCCCCUCCCCCCUGCUUGCGGCUUGCCUUCCCCAGGUGGCGGAGAUGGGGCACAAGAACCACCCUCACCUGGUGCGGCUGCUGGG